ACUGCAGAAUUGUACAUUCAUCGAGAUCGCUGUAUUUUUCGGACCUUUUUGUUAGCGUUCGAGAUUUCGUGGACGACUCUAUCGACGGUGUUGAACUUUGAGUAGAUUCGUUUCAUCGAAAUCCUUCGUUCGAUUUUGGAAGUCGGCGUAUUAUUAAUCAGCGCGUUUAUCAGUCCGCCUUUCAAGCACUAAUAAUCAGACAUUUUCGGCACAUGAAUGUGCAAAACUGAGUUGAUUUCAAGCUGUGUAAACUCCAUUGGAAUCGCAUGAGAACAAACGAGUGCUCAACAAAAUCGGCAGUCUUGUAUUUUUUUGCGGAGCUCUCUGUUGAAAUUUAAAUUGAUGCGCCACUUGGAGCUUGAGGAAAUUCAUUAACAGAUGACCUAACACUAGAAAAAACUCGCUUAAGGUGCACGGGAAGAGCUGGAGGAUAAUCAUGGCCAAGUUUUUGGACAAAGAUCCUUUCAGUUACGAACGGGAGAAAAGGGAAUUUCUCCAUGCACUUCGACAGUAUCAUGCUACAAAAGGGGUACAGCCGGCUAUGUUCCGGAUGCCCAAAGUGUCUGGCAGAGACUUGGAUUUGUACCUGCUCUAUUGCAAAGUUGUUUCGCUCGGAGGAGUUGUGAAGGUAACCAAUGAACAUAAAUGGGAUAUCGUUAGCGAGGUAUUAGGGUUUCCUCCUGGUUGCAGUCAGAUUGGCUAUGUCAUUAGACAACACUAUCUCAGGUCUAUGCCUUAACUGAAGGAGAAUCUUCGCUACUUUCAUACUGACUGAGAGAAUAAUAGGCCCUGCUGAUAACAAAAGAACCCCUGACCCAUUUCACAGCACAGUGAAGGCCGCCUUGCUGGGCCCUAUAGGGGGCUCCUAGACAAAGAAUGAGGAAAAGAUAACAAAAGGAUGAUGAGUAACAAAGCAAAUGGAAGAUCUUAUAGGCCUCACUCCUUUAAACUGGUCUUUUGUUGUAUCAUUCGAAAACACAUGCACAUACGUACAGUAGUUGUCCUUCAUAGUACAUGAUGAAUUAUGGUCAACCAAUUGUAAUAUUUUCUCCUCAAAUCGAAUGAUCUUUUGAACUUGAAAGACAAAAUGCUUGGUGAAUGCUACAUGCACGUGUUGUUUUUUUAUUGGAUUUUAAUGGUGCUCUCAUUAAUAAAAGAAAAUACAUGAAUGUGGUUAUGCGCCAAUCAGAAUUACAUGUACCAUUUUUAUUAUUUUCAGUAUUAAAGUUUAGCCUUAUGUAUUUUAUUUUUAAGAGAUGUUUUUGCCUGCCUUGACUGCCUUCAUUGAUGAUCUUUGAAGGGUUUGAAUUUGGUUCUGAUAUAAAAAAAAUGGAUUACUGUGUGGUUACUACAUUUGACAGGCAUGGUUGGGUUGCAAAUAAAUAUCUG
Messenger RNA from Lytechinus pictus (painted urchin), 1389 nucleotides. RefSeq lists its product as uncharacterized. Lineage: Eukaryota; Metazoa; Echinodermata; Echinoidea; Temnopleuroida; Toxopneustidae. The coding region runs from base 437 to 739 and encodes 100 amino acids. Gene Ontology annotation, cellular component: SWI/SNF superfamily-type complex. Gene Ontology annotation, molecular function: DNA binding. The transcript is spliced from 4 exons. The record is from RefSeq and is a predicted model, not a curated record.